This is a messenger RNA of Chrysemys picta bellii (western painted turtle), 524 nucleotides long. Lineage: Eukaryota; Metazoa; Chordata; Testudines; Emydidae. The record is from RefSeq and is a predicted model, not a curated record.
AGCAGCCACGGGGCGGUGGGUCUCACGUUGCGAGGAGCCGCGAGCUGCGCCCCGCGGAAAGGGCGCGGGCGGGUGUCAGCGAGGCGGGGCCGGCGCGAGAGCUGGGCGGGGCCGGGCUCUAAAGUCCCGGCAGCCCCGAUGUCCCGCCAGUAGAGCGGGAUGGAGGGAAGCAGCGGCUGCAGGAUGGAGCGGGACGCGGGACAGGGGCCGUCCGCCUUCGACCUGCCCAAGGUAGAACUUCAUGUUCACCUGGAUGGAGCCAUUAAGCCAGAAACAAUCUUAUACUUUGGCAAGAAAAGAGGAAUUCCGCUCCCUGGUGACACUGUUGAAGACCUCUUGCAGCACAUCAGUUACACGGAGCCACUCACUCUAACCCAGUUUCUAGAAAAGUUUGCUCUCUACAUGCCUGCCAUUGCGUAAGUAACUUAUUUCCUGGUAACCACUGCAAGUUUCUCAUCGGUCUCAGGCACCUGCAAGCUAGAAUUGCCAAUUUGGGCCAUGAAUAGUCCUGAGAAUGCUUGCGC